ACGUCACGGCCAGCUCCGUGACGCGCGGCCAGGGCAGCCCGCGGAGACCGAGGCUCCUCUGUGACGUCAGCAGCCGGCCGGGACACAGCGGGAGGGCAGGUGCGACCGCGGGUCCUGCCGACUUCACGCAGGGUCCGUGGGGUCCCCGCGGCGCGCAGCGGCUGAAGGAGGCCCCAAGGCCUCGGCGACCGCGGCGGCGGCUUUAGCGUCAGUGACUAGGCAGCAGGGGGUCAGGAUGCGGCGAAGUUCCCGCCCGGGCUCGGCCUCGUCCUCGCGCAAGCACACGCCCAACUUUUUCAGCGAGAACAGCUCAAUGAGCAUCACCUCGGAGGACAGCAAAGGGCUCCGGUCAGCGGGGACGGGGCCUGGGGAGCCCGAGGGCAGAAGAGCCCGGGGCCCGAGCUGCGGUGAGCCCGCCUUGAGCGCGGGAGUGCCCGGAGGAACCACAUGGGCAGGAAGCUCUCAGCAGAAGCCGGCGCCUCGGAGCCACAACUGGCAGACAGCCUGUGGCGCGGCAACCGUGAGGGGCGGGGCCUCGGAACCGACUGGGUCUCCAGUAGUCUCUGAGGAGCCGCUCGACCUUCUCCCGACCCUGGAUCUGAGGCAGGAGAUGCCUCCCCCGCGGGUGUUCAAGAGCUUUCUGAGCCUGCUCUUCCAGGGGCUGAGCGUGUCGUUAUCCCUGGCAGGAGACGUGCUGGUCAGCAUGUACAGGGAGGUCUGUUCCAUCCGCUUCCUGUUCACGGCUGUGUCGCUGCUGAGCCUCUUUCUAUCAGCAUUCUGGCUGGGGCUUCUGUACCUGGUCUCUCCUUUGGAGAAUGAACCUAAGGAAAUGCUGACUCUAAGUGAGUACCACGAGCGCGUGCGCUCCCAGGGGCAGCAGCUGCAGCAGCUCCAGGCCGAGCUGGAUAAACUCCACAAGGAGGUGUCCACUGUUCGGGCAGCCAACAGCGAGAGAGUGGCCAAGCUCGUGUUCCAGAGGCUGAAUGAGGACUUUGUGCGGAAGCCCGACUAUGCUUUGAGCUCUGUGGGAGCCUCCAUCGACCUGCGGAAGACAUCCCACGACUACGCAGACAGGAACACUGCCUACUUUUGGAAUCGCUUCAGCUUUUGGAACUACGCACGGCCGCCCACGGUUAUCCUGGAGCCCCACGUGUUCCCUGGGAAUUGCUGGGCUUUUGAAGGCGACCAAGGCCAGGUUGUGAUCCAACUGCCGGGCCGAGUGCAGCUGAGCGACAUCACUCUGCAGCAUCCACCGCCCAGCGUGGAGCACACCGGAGGAGCCAACAGCGCCCCCCGCGAUUUCGCGGUCUUUGGCCUCCAGGUUGAUGAUGAAACUGAAGUUUCCUUGGGGAAAUUCACCUUCGAUGUUGAGAAAUCGGAGAUUCAGACUUUCCACCUGCAGAAUGACCCCCCAGCUGCCUUUCCCAAGGUGAAGAUCCAGAUUCUAAGCAACUGGGGCCACCCCCAUUUCACGUGCUUGUAUCGAGUCCGUGCCCAUGGUGUGCGAACCUCAGAGGGGGCAGAGGGCAGUGCCACAGGGGGGCCCCAUUAAACAUGCUGAUUGUUGGAGUAGAACUGAGUUCUGCUGAAGGAUGCUGGAUCAGUGCUUUGGGGGGCUCUGUUGGGAGAGCUCUGCCUGCCAUUGAAUCUAAGUAUGGUGGGGUUGACUUCCCAAUGCAUCCUCUUUUCUUGGAGAAGUCUAGAUCAAGAUCGUAAUAGCAGCUCCUGUUUAUGGAGUGCCUACCAUGUACAAGAAACAGUGCUGUGGACAUUACACACAUUACCUAACUUCAUUCUCACAACCAGAGAGGGAAGCUGCUCAGGUCAGGAAACUUGUUCAAUGUCACACAGCUAGUGAAAGGCAGCACCAGAGCAGUACCCAGGCCCACCUGCCUCCAGAGGCGGUCCUCUAACUGCAGAGCUGCAGGCAGCCUGAACCCACCUUUGUGCUCAAUUCCCAGCCCCAGUGGGAAAGUGCCCAACUCCUGCUAGGUACAGGUGGAGGGGUAGCUACCCCCUUUCUGCAGGCACACACUCAAAAGCUAACGAGACUUGACAACCUCUAGGAAGCUUCUGAGUCACAGAGCUGAUGCAGGCCUGGUAGCCCCUACAUAGGUUGUCUUACUGAGACCUGAGUUCCCAGCUCUUGUGUGAGGCACAGCAUAGAUGAUUUAGUGUUCACCAGUCCCUGCCCUCAAGGAGCCUGACGGGAAAGAGGCUCCAGAAAACAGGACAAUGCAUUUACAGAUCCAAGAAUUCUUCACUCUAAGGGUCAAAAGUGGAAUUGCAGGGAAAAAAGACAGAGGAGAAGGCAACAAAGGAUUAAUGAGUUCUACCUAGGGGUAGGAAAGGAGGACCAGCAUGAGCAAAGCAACAUGCACCAUCUUGGAGGGCAAUGUGCCAUAUCUAUUAAAAUUUUAAAUAUACCCUUUGAUCUAGCACUUCCACUUUUAGGAACAAAUUCUUCAGAAACAUUCCUGUUAAGUGCACAAAGAUACGUGUACAAAGAUGUUCAUUAUAGCAUUGUUUGAAAAAAACUGGGAUUCAAAUCUCCAUGAGUGAGACUGGUACGCUCCUACAAAAAAAUAAGAUGUAGGCAUUAACACCUUCCCAAUGUGUUCAUGCUUUAGAAGAAUAUACAGACUACUAAUAGUGUUUAUACCUUUAAGAAGUGAAAUUCAGCCUGGCGUGGUGUCUCAUGCCUGUAGUCUCAGCACUUUGGGAGGCUGAGGAGGGUGGAUCAUGAGGUCAAGAGCUCAAGACCAUCCUGGCCAACAUGGUGAAACCCCAUCUCUACUAAAGAUACAAAAAUUAGCUGGGCGUUGUGGCAUGUGCCUGUAGUCCCAGUUACUUGGGAGACUGAGGCAGGAAAUCACUUGAAUCGGGAGGCAGAGGUUGCAGUGGGCCAAGAUCGUGCCACUGCACUCCAGCCUGGCGACAGAGUGAGACUCCGUCUCAAAUAAAAUAAAUAAAUAAAUAAAUAAAUAAAUAAUCUGGGGAAUUUUUUUUAUAAUUUGAAGAUGAAAAAAACUCCACUGAGUGCUCUCAAGGCCUAUUUUUAUUUUUUAUUUAUCAAAGCCUGAGUUUAGAAUUAUGAACUAAUGCAGCUUUUCUGGAGGGCAGUUUCACAACAGGAACCAAAAGCCUUACAACUUUUUGUACUCUUUACUCACAGCAAUUCCAUUUCUAAGAAUGUAUCCAUAGAAUACAUAGAUGUAUUCAAAGGUAAUAUUUAUAAGGAAAUUUAACAGCAUUGUUUAUAAAGAAAAUUGGAAACUUAGUAACCAAGUAGAUAAACUGUUAUAAAAAAUAAACAGCCAAUAGAAAUGGUAAUAUAAGAGAAUGUCUGAAGCCAUUGAAAGGAAUUAAUGAUAUAUAGGCUGGGCAUGGUGGCUCACGCCUGUAAUCCCAGCACUUUGGGAGGCCAAGGUGGGCGGAUCACCUGAGGUUUAGAGUUCAAGACCAGUCUGGCCAACAUUGUGAAACCCCAUCUCUACUAAAAAAAGUACAAAAAAAUUAGCCGGGCGUGGUGGCAGGCACCUGUAGUCCCAGCUACUCAGGAGGCUGAGGAAAGAGAAUUGCUUGAACCUGGGAGGUGGAGCUUGCAGUGAGCCGAGAUCGCGCCACUGCACUCCAGCCUGGGCGACAGAGCUAGACUCCAUCUCAAAAAAAAAAAAAAAUACAAAAAUU
Pongo pygmaeus (Bornean orangutan) is the source of this 3690-nucleotide messenger RNA. It is a transcript of the gene SPAG4, whose product is annotated as sperm associated antigen 4. The coding region runs from base 236 to 1552 and encodes 438 amino acids. Gene Ontology annotation, molecular function: protein-membrane adaptor activity. The record is from RefSeq and is a predicted model, not a curated record. The transcript has 12 exons. Lineage: Eukaryota; Metazoa; Chordata; Mammalia; Primates; Hominidae. Gene Ontology annotation, cellular component: meiotic nuclear membrane microtubule tethering complex; nuclear envelope.